Molecule: messenger RNA, 24140 nt
Organism: Coregonus sp. 'balchen'
Lineage: Eukaryota; Metazoa; Chordata; Actinopteri; Salmoniformes; Salmonidae
Source: the annotation of a GenBank genome assembly
AUGGCCUCCAAUGGAACUAAAGACAAGUUGAAAACACGGGCCUUCCAGUCAUCAACCCUCACUAUUCGAGCCAAGUCUGCAGUGUUUCAUACUGCUAACAGUCACACUAGGCCCCUCAGCCCCAGAGAGAAGCCCCUUCAGUACUCCGCCAGUGUCCCCCGGGUUGCCAGUGACUCUAUAGGUCAGCUGAAUGAGAGGGUGGGUCAGACUCAGAACAACCAGCUCCACAGUGCCUCAGGGACCCCUCUACAACGUGCCUACAACCGUUCUGUGCCUACAACCACUAACCUAACGAACAAGCCACAGCGUCCUUGUAGCGUGGGUGCUAAUUUAGCUAAUGGUCGCUGUCAACCAUCUGUUCUCUCUAAGAGUACACAGCUGUCCAGUGCUGACCUUAUCUCAUACAGACAUAACGCUGGUGUGUUGGAGCCAACCGUUCACAGCUAUAGGCCCAGCUGGAGCUUGGCUGUGUCACCCCAGGCUGUUCCCUAUCCCACCUGUCCACCAAAGGCAGAACGCAUCUCAGACUCGCAGAACAACGCAGCGUCACAACCUGCUGAAAGCACCACCACCAGCAGCACCACCAGCAGCAGCACCACCACCAGCAGCAGCAGCAGCAUGCCCACCAACCAGUCAGUCCCCUGGACCAGUGGCAAACUGAGAGGCCAUAACAAAGUGGUUAUGAGGCCCUCUACGGGUAAAGUGCCUUCCCGUCCCAGACAGGAGACUACCCAGACAAGAGACUCAGCAAAACCUUUGUCCCAGCUGACCCAGUCAGCUUCCUAUUGCCGUGGGGGGGACAAUGGGGACGGUAAAACCCAGACUAAGUUCACACACCACACCCCCAACACAGUGCCUUUUCAGGAUAGAUCACCCCACCCACCCAACACAGUGCCUUUUCAGGAUAGAUCACCCCGCUACAAUGACGUGGCACGGGAUCAGAUCUGGAGGCUCCAGGAUCCAUGUCAGUUUGAAAGCCUGGUGGCAGCAGACAUGGAGGGGGCUGACCACACCCAGAGGCUGGGGUGUUGUGCUGCUGGCCAUGGAAGUCAUGGAACUCCUCCUAACACACCGGCAGAGAGGAUCAGAAAGUCAAGCUCUGAGGUGGAGUUCACUGAGGCUGUGAGGAAGGUGACACAGUCACGGAGCGCGGUCACCCCUCAUCCCAGGAACGAGACUGUUAACGGAGUUACUACUGGACCCUCGGGGUCCAGCACGGAUCCAGUCAAGGUGGACAAAGGUAUGACUACUAGCUCUGUCAGCUCUGUGUCAGUCAUCCACAGCCCUGCUCCAGCCAAACCCUCUGUACCACUCUGCCUUACUAAGAGAGACCAGGAGACGGAGCCCUCAGUCUCUCCUGUGUCCAUGGAGGCCUCCAGCCUUGACAACAACACCACAACAAACAGUAGUAGCACAACAGCCUCCAUUGCACCUCUACCCCAUGCAGGUAUAACUCCAACCCAGUCCCCUACCCAGGCCAGUGCCACAGCUAGUUCCAGUGCAGAGAUAACUCCAACCCAGUCCCCUACCCAGUCCAGUGCCACAGCUAGUUCCAGUGCAGAGAUAACUCCAACCCAGUCCCCUACCCAGGCCAGUGCCAGUGCAGAGAUAACUCCAACCCAGUCCCCUACCCAGGCCAGUGCCAGUGCAGAGAUAACUCCAACCCAGUCCCCUACCCAGGCCAGUGCCAGUGCAGAGAUAACUCCAACCCAGUCCCCUACCCAGGCCAGUGCCAGUGCAGAGAUAACUCCAACCCAGUCCCCUACCCAGGCCAGUGCCACAGCUAGUUCUAGUCCUAGUUCCAUCCCAGAGAACACUGAGGCUGGUUCAGGGUCUACUCAGAGUCAGAGGCCUUCUGUCACCUCGGUGACCACCCAGAUAUCUGCCAUACACCUGACCAAGGAGAGGAGUGUCCUGUCUCUACAGGGGGGCCACAGCCACAGCCACAGCCCCUCCCAGUCCCCACCUGACCUGGAGAGGAGUGUCCUGUCUCUACAGGGGGGCCACAGCCACAGCCCCAGCCCCUCCCAGUCCCCACCUGACCUGGAGAGGAGUGUCCUGUCUCUACAGGGGGGGCACAGCCACAGCCCCUCCCAGUCCCCACCUGACCUGGAGAGGAGUGUCCUGUCUCUACAGGGGGGGCACAGCCACAGCCCCUCCCAGUCCCCACCUGACCUGGAGAAGGAACAGCAGGCUGAGUCACCUCAGCUCUCCAGGUCAGUUCUCUCUCACAUACUACAGGCGAUAGUUAGACUAGAUGGCAUAGCAUGGGAGGUAGCUCAGUUGGUAGAGCAUGGCGUUUGCAACGCCAGGGUUGUGGGUUCGAUUCCCAUGGGGUAUGAACAUUUAAAAGAAUAAUGUAUGCACUAACUUUAAGUCGCUCUGGAUAAGAGCGUCUGCUAAAUGACGUAAAUGUAAAAUGUAAUGUUUUGAGCGCUGGGAAAGUGAUAUAUCCUUUUAUCUACAUCCCCAGAGUCAGGUGAACUCGUGGAUACCAUUUUUAUGACCCUGCGUGCAGUGUGAAGGACGUUGCUAACUAGCGGUAGCGUAAUUGCUAACUAGCGUUAGCGCAGUGACUGGCAGUCUAUGGGUUCUAUUUCCGGCUGGCGUUAAGGCGGCGCCAGUGUAAAAACGCAUGUUAGUUUGUAAUUUCGUCAUGUAAAAACUGGAUCACUGUCAUUCUCCAGCCCUAACGCCAUGUUCAGCAAUUUACCUAUUUACACUGCUCAAAAAAAUUAAGGGAACACUAAAAUAACACACCCUACAUCUGAAUGAAUGAAAUAAUCUUAUUAAAUACUUUUUUCUUUACAUAGUUGAAUGUGCUGACAACAAAAUCACACAAAUUAUCAAUGGAAAUAAAAUGUAUCAACCCAUGGAGGUCUGGAUUUGGAGUCACCCUCAAAAUUAAAGUGGAAAACCACACUACAGGCUGAUCCAACUUUGAUGUAAUGUCCUUAAAACAAGUCAAAAUGAGGCUCAGUAGUGUGUGGCCUCCACGUGCCUGUAUGACCUCCCUACAAUGCCUGGGCAUGCUCCCUACAACGCCUGGACAGUCUGUGGUGCAACUUGGCGUUGGUGGAUGGAGCGAGACAUGAUGCCCCAGAUGUGCUCAAUUGGAUUCAGGUCUGGGGAAUGGGCGGGCCAGUCCAUAGCAUCAAUGCCUUCCUCUUGCAGGAACUGCUGACACACUCCAGCCACAUGAGGUCUAGCAUUGUCUUGCAUUAGGAGGAACCCAGGGCCAACCGCACCAGCAUAUGGUCUCACAAGGGGUCUGAGGAUCUCAUCUCGGUACCUAAUGGCAGUCAGGCUACCUCUGGCGAGCACAUGGAGGGCUGUGCGGCCCCCCAAAGAAAUGCCACCCCACACCAUGACUGACCCACCGCCAAACCGGUCAUGCUGGAGGAUGUUGCAGGCAGCAGAACGUUAUCCACGGCGUCUCCAGACUAUGUCACGUCUGUCACAUGUGCUCAGUGUGAACCUGCUUUCAUCUGUGAAGAGCACAGGGGGCCAGUGGCGAAUUUGCCAAUCUUUGUGUUCUCUGGCAAAUGCCAAAUGUCCUGCACAGCACAACACCGGGCCCUCAUACCACCCUCAUGGAGUCUGUUUCUGACCAUUUGAGCAGACACAUGCACAUUUGUGGCCUGCUGGAGGUCAUUUUGCAGGGCUCUGGCAGUGCUCCUCCUUGCACAAAGGCGGAGGUAGCGGUCCUGCUGCUGGGUUGUUGCCCUCCUACGGCCUCCUCCACGUCUCCUGAUGUACUGGCCUGUCUCCUGGUAGCGCCUCCAUGCUCUGGACACUACGCUGACAGACACAGCAAACCUUCUUGCCACAGCUUGCAUUGAUGUGCCAUCCUGGAUGAGCUGCACUACCUGUGCCACUUGUGUGGGUUGUAGACUCCGUCUCAUGCUACCACUAGAGUGAAAGCACCGCCAGCAUUCAAAAGUGACCAAAACAUCAGCCAGGAAGCAUAGGAACUGAGAAGUGGUCUGUGGUCACCACCAGUCCUUUAUUGGGGGUGUCUUGCUAAUUGCCUAUAAUUUCCACCUGUUGUCUAUUCCAUUUGCACAACAGCAUGUGACAUUUAUUGUCAAUCAGUGUUGCUUCCUAAGUGGACAGUUUGAUUUCACAGAAGUGUGAUUGACUUGGAGUUACAUUGUGUUGUUUAAGUGUUCCCUUUAUUUUUUUGAGCAGUGUAUUUUAGCCAUGCAGGUCCCAUUUUGGACGUGUGUAAAACCCCCUCCACGAUGUAGGCUACGUGUCCGUUCCCAUCAUGAGACAUGAGAACCCCAGUGAAUAGGUGAACCUUGUAUUUAGAAGUUAUCUGUAACCUGUAAAAAUGGCUUGUUUUCCGUUUGAUAUGUUCAAAACUCCUCAGGUCUACUAUAAUGAAGGCUGGUUCAACAGCAAUGCAUGUCUUUUUUAAUCCUAGAGAUUCUGAUUGGCCAGUGAGGGGCCAAGCCUCGACACACCCACAACUAGUUUAUUCAUCAAAGCCCAUCCCCAAAAAUAUUUGACACACCCCUGAACCCAUAGCGCUACCGCCUGCGCUUAGAUUGACCAUUGGUUUGUUAAAAUAGAGCCCUCUGGGUAUCUGCUAGCGUAGGCCAUAUACUUCUUCAUUGUGCUAACGCUAGUUAGCAUUGGAUCGCUAACUGCCUCUAACGUCCUUCGUACUGGACACAGAGACAUACAAACGGUAUCCAGAUGUAGUCCCCUGUAGCUCAGUUGGUAGAGCAUGGCACUUGCAACGCCAGGGUUGUGGGUUUGUUUCCCACGGGGGGGAGAGUAUGAAAAUGUAUGCACUCACUAACUGUAAAUCGCUCUGGAUAAGAGCGUCUGCUAAAUGACUAAAAUGUAAAUGUGAAAAUGAGUUGAUCAGACUCUGGGGAAGUAGAGAAAGGGCCUCAUUGCCAACAUCCAGAAGGAUCCCUUUAAGUAGAUCACCAGUACAUUUAUUGUGUUGUGUCACAUUUUUAUCGAGAUCAAAGUGGGUGAUAUGAGGAGGAAUUAAGCCCGUUUUUUGUAAACUAAAUAUAGGCUAAGAGUCUUGCUUUGUAAUAUUUGGGCUUAUCAUGAGUAACAUUAUGUCAUGUCUGUCCAUACAGUCCUCUGUGUUGUCUAGGGAACUCGGUGAGUGAUAGGUUAUUGUGAAAAGCUUUUCACUAUCGGGUGUCUUGCUUGAAGUCUUUCAGGUUUAUUUUCCCUGUCUGUCCACACAGUCCAGAGAGUGAUGGAGACGGAAUGGAAGACGAGGUUCCUGAUGACGAGCUGGAGAAUGACUGCGGUGGUGAUGAUGAUGAUGGUGAGGAGGUGGAAGACCCCUUUAACUAUUCAUUUAACCCCUCAUCUAGACAUGUGAAAAAUGACACCAUUUAAUUGGACGGCUAUAGCUAGGCUAACAUAAUGAAUCCAAUACGAUACCCUGUUUCUCCUCCGAAGGGUCUGACUGCUCCUCCAUGAGCGAUGCCUCGUCCACAGCCUCCAUGCCCGUCCGGUAAGUUUCAUAGCUUUGGCUUUUCUGUAUUGUUAAAUGUUGAUCAAAUCAUUUGAAAUUGUUCGAAAUACUUUGGAUUUUUAAUUACUAUGUUUAUUACAAUGAGUCUAUUGAAACCCUUCUGGUUUCUAAGGUUUUGUCCGUAUAGAGAUGUAUUGAAAGGGAAAAAGACGACGUAAAGUUUUUAGAAUAUAAACGUGAUGGGCUAUAUUGUGACAAUGAUGUCAAGUCUGUUUUUGGUUAUCUGUCAGACCACAAAUUCACCUGGGUCAUGAAAUGAAUCUGAAACGGACCAGAGGGUAGGCUAUAUUUCCCAUCAUGGUUUCAGACCUGUCAUCUAGGUAUCAUUUGAGUUUAACAGAAGGUUCAGUUAGUUAUAGAUAAUAUUGUUUACAAUGCCAGGAACUCGUGUUGUUAAUCUGUACACUUGACACAGAGCGACCUCUGGGGGGGGAAGGCUUAUUGAAAAAGAAGGGUCAACACUGCAAAUAUUGACUCUUUGCAUAAACUUAAUGUAAUUGUCAAUAAAAGCCUUUGACACUUAUGGAAUGCUUGUAAUUAUACUUCAGUAUACCAUAGUAACAUCUGACAAAAAUAUCUAAAAACACUGAAGCAGCAAACUUUGAAGACCAAUACUUGUGUCAUUCUCUCAACUUUCGACCACAACUGUGUUAUCUCCAAGUCAAUGCCAUUCACUCCCAGUACAACAGAACCGAUCCAGACCACUAGAACAGAACCGAUCCAGACCACUAGAACAGAACCGAUCCAGACCAGUAGAACAGAACUGAUCCAGACCAGUAGAACAGAACCGAUCCAGACCAGUAGAACAGAACCGAUCCAGACCACUAGAACAGAACCGAUCCAGACCACUAGAACAGAACCGAUCCAGACCACUAGAACAGAACCGAUCCAGACCACUAGAACAGAACCGAUCCAGACCAGUAGAACAGAACCGAUCCAGACCAGUAGAACAGAUCCAGACCAGUAGAACAGAACCGAUCCAGACCAGUAGAACAGAACCGAUCCAGACCAGUAGAACAUAACAGAUCCAGACCACUAGAACAGAACCGAUCCAGACCAGUAGAACAGAACAGAUCCAGACCAGUAGAACAGAACCGAUCCAGACCACUAGAACAGAACCGAUCCAGACCAGUAGAACAGAACCGAUCCAGACCAGUAGAACAGAACCGAUCCAGACCAGUAGAACAGAACAGAUCCAGACCAGUAGAACAGAACCGAUCCAGACCACUAGAACAGCAGCCUACAUGACUGUCAUGUGAGUUUUGUUGUUAAAUUCUUUGCCCAGAUAAUUGCCAUUAUCAGACAAUUGUUUUUAGUUGAUCAGAUUGUACUUUGUUUGAAGAUGAUUAGGAGGAAGACUGUUGUAACAGAAUGGGUUUGAUUUGAUCUUGAUGGUGUUGUAUUGGUUUGGUUUAAUAGACUCCUUUUUUUUUGUUGUUUUUUUGUUACCGGAUGUCUCCUGUCAUUCCAAAGACAUGGCUGAGCAUACUCUGGGCAAAAAUGACCUGCUAGGUGCCAACUAGCCUUGUUGUUUGACCCCCUCUGUUCUGGACCUGCUAGGUGCCAACUAGCCUUGUUGUUUGACCCCCCCCCUCUGUUCUGGACCUGCUAGGUGCCAACUAGCCUUGUUGUUUGACCCCCCCCCUCUGUUCUGGACCUGCUAGGUGCCAACUAGCCUUGUUGUUUGACCCCCUCUGUGGAUCUGUAUGACCAGGAAGUAGGCAUGUUGUUUGACCCCCCUCUGUGGAUCUGUAUGACCAGGAAGUAGGCAUGUUGUUUGACCCCCCCCUCUGUGGAUCUGUAUGACCAGGAAGUAGGCGUGUUGUCUGUGUCUGGCACGGUGGCAAAAUGGAAGAAGAAACCUGUUGAGAAACUCGUCAGGGAUUUAUGUUGUGACGUUCAACAAGUGUAGCUACAGUCUGUCUGUGUGUGUUUGAUAAUAUUCCCAGUGUUCGCUGUUAGGAUGAUUUAUUGCAUCCUCCCUGUUUUAAAGCCUCUGUGUUCUAAUGCCACGGUGUUACUGUGUGUUCUAAUGCCACAGUGGGUUACUGUGUGUUCUAAUACCACGGUGUUACUGUGUGUUCUAAUGCCACGGUGUUACUGUGUUCUAAUGCCACGGUGUUACUGUGUUCUAAUGCCACGGUGUUACUGUGUGUUCUAAUGCCACGGUGUUACUGUGUGUUCUAAUGCCACGGUGUUACUGUGUGUUCUAAUGCCACAGUGGGUUACUGUGUGUUGUAAUGCCACUGUGGGUUACUGUGUGUUCUAAUGCCACAGUGGGUUACUGAGUGUUCUAAUGCCACAGUGGGUUACUGUGUGUUCUAAUGCCACAGUGGGUUACUGAGUGUUCUAAUGCCACGGUGGGUUACUGUGUGUUCUAAUGCCACAGUGGGUUACUGUGUGUUCUAAUGCCACAGUGGGUUACUGAGUGUUCUAAUGCCACGGUGGGUUACUGUGUGUUCUAAUGCCACAGUGGGUUACUGUGUGUUCUAAUGCCACAGUGGGUUACUGAGUGUUCUAAUGCCACGGUGGGUUACUGUGUGUUCUAAUGCCACAGUGGGUUACUGUGUGUUCUAAUGCCACAGUGGGUUACUGUGUGUUCUAAUGCCACGGUGUUACUGUGUGUUCUAAUGCCACAGUGGGUUACUGUGAUUUCUAAUGCCACGGUGUUACUGUGUGUUCUAAUGCCACGGUGUUACUGUGUGUUCUAAUGCCACGGUGUUACUGUGUGUUCUAAUGCCACAGUGGGUUACUGUGUGUUCUAAUGCCACAGUGGGUUACUGAGUGUUCUAAUGCCACGGUGGGUUACUGUGUGUUCUAAUGCCACGGUGGGUUACUGUGUGUUCUAAUGCCACAGUGUUACUGUGUGUUCUAAUGCCACAGUGGGUUACUGUGUGUUCUAAUGCCACAGUGGGUUACUGUGAUUUCUAAUGCCACGGUGUUACUGUGUGUUCUAAUGCCACGGUGUUACUGUGUGUUCUAAUGCCACAGUGGGUUACUGUGUGUUCUAAUGCCACGGUGUUACUGUGUGUUCUAAUGCCACAGUGGGUUACUGUGUGUUCUAAUACCACGGUGUUACUGUGUGUUCUAAUGCCACGGUGUUACUGUGUGUUCUAAUGCCACGGUGUUACUGUGUGUUCUAAUGCCACGGUGUUACUGUGUGUUCUAAUGCCACGGUGUUACUGUGUGUUCUAAUGCCACGGUGUUACUGUGUGUUCUAAUGCCACGGUGUUACUGUGUGUUCUAAUGCCACGGUGUUACUGUGUGUUCUAAUACCACGGUGUUACUGUGUGUUCUAAUACCACGGUGUUACUGUGUGUUCUAAUGCCACGGUGUUACUGUGUGUUCUAAUGCCACAGUGUUACUGUGUGUUCUAAUGCCACGGUGUUACUGUGUGUUCUAAUACCACGGUGUUACUGUGUGUUCUAAUGCCACGGUGUUACUGUGUGUUCUAAUACCACGGUGUUACUGUGUGUUCUAAUGCCACGGUGGGUUACGGUAUGUUACUGUGUGUUCUAAUGCCACGGUGGGUUACUGUGUGUUCUAAUGCCACGGUGUUACUGUGUGUUCUAAUGCCACGGUGUUACUGUGUGUUCUAAUGCCACGGUGUUACUGUGUGUUCUAAUGCCACAGUGUUACUGUGUGUUCUAAUGCCACGGUGUUACUGUGUGUUCUAAUGCCACGGUGUUACUGUGUGUUCUAAUGCCACGGUGUUACUGUGUGUUCUAAUGCCACGGUGUUACUGUGUGUUCUAAUGCCACGGUGUUACUGUGUGUUCUAAUGCCACGGUGUUACUGUGUGUUCUAAUGCCACGGUGUUACUGUGUGUUCUAAUGCCACGGUGGGUUACGGUAUGUUACUGUGUGUUCUAAUGCCACGGUGGGUUACUGUGUGUUCUAAUGCCACGGUGGGUUACUGUGAUUUCUAAUGCCACGGUGGGUUACGGUAUGUUACUGUGUGUUCUAAUACCACGGUGUUACUGUGUGUUCUAAUGCCACGGUGGGUUAUGGUAUGUUACUGUGUGUUCUAAUGCCACGGUGGGUUACGGUAUGUUACUGUGUGUUCUAAUGCCACGGUGGGUUACGGUAUGUUACUGUGUGUUCUAAUACCACGGUGUGUUCUAAUGCCACUGUGUGUUACAUUGUGUUCUAAUGUUAGUGUGUUCUAAUGCCGCUGUGUGUUCUAAUUCCACUGUUACUGUGUGUUCUAAUGCCACUGUUACUGUGUUACUGUGUGUUCUAAUGCCACUGUGGGUUACUGUGUGUUCUAAUGCCACUGUGGGUUACUGUGUGUUCUAAUGCCACUGUGGGUUACUGUGUGUUCUAAUGCCACUUUUACUGUGUGUUCUAAUGCCACUGUGGGUUACAUUUACAUCAUUUAGCAGUCGCUCUUUUCCAGAGCGACUUUGUUACAGUGUGUUUUCUAAUGACUUUGUUACUGUGUGUUCUAAUGCCACUGUGUGUUAGUGGGUUCUAAUGCCACUGUGUUAGUGGGUUCUAAUACCGCUGUGUGUUCUAAUGCCACUGUGUGUUAGUGGGUUCUAAUGCCACUGUGUUAGUGGGUUCUAAUACCGCUGUGUGUUCUAAUGCCACUGUGGGUUCUAAUGCCACUGUGUUAGUGGGUUCUAAUACCGCUGUGUGUUCUAAUGCCACUGUGUGUUAGUGGGUUCUAAUGCCACUGUGUGUUAGUGGGUUCUAAUACCGCUGUGUGUUCUAAUGCCACUGUGUGUUAGUGGGUUCUAAUACCGCUGUGUGUUCUAAUACCGCUGUGUGUUCUAAUGCCACUGUGUGUUAGUGGGUUCUAAUACCGCUGUGUGUUCUAAUACCGCUGUGUGUUCUAAUGCCACUGGUGUUAGUGGGGUUCUAAUUACCGCUUUGGUGUUCCUAAUGCCACUGUGUGUUAGUGGGUUUCUCAUACCGCUGGUGUGUUCUAAGUACCGGCUGUGUGUUCUAUGCCACUGUGUGUUAGGUGGGUUCUAUACCGCUGUGUGUUCUAAUUAACCGCUGUGUGUUCUAAUGCCACUGGUUAGUGGGUUCUAAUACCGCUGUGUGUUUUAAUACCGCUGUGUGUUCUAACUGGCCAACUGUGUGUUAGUGGGAUUCAUAAUACCGAUGUGUGUUCUAUAACCGCUGUGUGUUUCUAAUACCGCUGUGUGUUCUUAAUGCCGACUGUGUGUUGAGUGGGUUCCUAUCCCGCUGUGUGUUCUAAUACCGCUGUGUGUGCUAAUGCCACUGUGUGUAGUGGGUUCUACUACCGCUUUGUGUUCUAAUACCGUUGGUGUUCUAAUGGCCCUGUGUGUUAGUGGGUAUCUAAUACCGCUGUGUGUUCUAAUACCGCUGUGAUGUACAGUGUGUUGUCAAUGCCCAGUGUGUUGAAUGCCACCAGUGUGUUGUAUGCAUGAUGGCCCGCCAGUUGUUGUAAUGCCCCAUGUGUGUUGUAAUGCCCAGUGUGUAUGCCAGUGUGUUGUAAUGCCAGUGUGUUGUAAUGCCACAGUGUGUUGUAAUGCCGCCAGUGUGUUGUAAUGCCAGUGUGUUGUAAUGCCAGUGUGUUGUAAUGCCAGUGUGUUGUAAUGCCAGUGUGUUGUAAUGCCAGUGUGUUGUAAUGCCAGUGUGUUGUAAUGCCAGUGUGUGGUAAUGCCAGUGUGUGUUGUAAUGCCACAGUGUUGUAAUGCCACAGUGUUGUAAUGCCACAGUGUUGUAAUGCCACAGUGUUGUAAUGCCAGUGUGUGUUGUAAUGCCACAGUGUGUUGUAAUGCCACUGUGUGUUGUAAUGCCAGUGUGUUGUAAUGCCGCCAGUGUGUUGUAAUGCCAGUGUGUUGUAAUGCCAGUGUGUUGUAAUGCCAGUGUGUUGUAAUGCCACAGUGUGUUGUAAUGCCAGUGUGUUGUAAUGCCACAGUGUGUUGUAAUGCCACAGUGUGUUGUAAUGCCACAGUGUGUUGUAAUGCCAGUGUGUUGUAAUGACGCCAGUGUGUUGUAAUGACGCCAGUGUGUUGUAAUGCCAGUGUAUUGUAAUGCCGCCAGUGUGUUGUAAUGCCAGUGUGUUGUAAUGCCGCCAGUGUGUUGUAAUGCCCAGUGUGUUGUAAUGCCAGUGUGUUGUAAUGCCAGUGUGUUGUAAUGCCGCCAGUGUGUUGUAAUGCCGCCAGUGUGUUGUAAUGCCGCCAGUGUGUUGUAAUGCCGCCAGUGUGUUGUAAUGCCGCCAGUGUGUUGUAAUGCCACAGUGUGUUGUAAUGCCACAGUGUGUUGUAAUGCCAGUGUGUUGUAAUGCCACAGUGUGUUGUAAUGCCAGUGUGUUGUAAUGCCAGUGUGUUGUAAUGCCAGUGUGUUACUUCUCCAGUAUAGCGGAUGAGGAGCCGACGAGCCCUGACUCCGAGGGGGAGCUGAAGCCAGCUCUGGUCCCCAGCAUGUUCCCCCUUCUCCCACCCACGCUGUACUUCAGCACUGCCAACCAGAGAGGUAAGACACGGCUUUACUAUGUCGACCAAUGGUAUACAUAUUUUUUUAACGUCCUUGUUGAGAUCAAAAGCCUUAACACUGCCCUCAACCUCCCCAUCCUCCAUGUGUAGAGAGAUUGCUGCCCUCUAUCCGUAUGGUACUGUGUAGUCCCGUAGUCCCGUAGCCCCGUAGCCCUAAGUUGUAGCUGUGUUUCAGUGGAGCCCCUGCCACCGGAGCAGAGGAAGCUGCUCAAAUGGAAGAUGAGCGCUGUGACUCCCGCCGUAGUCAAACACACCAUCGCCAGGUCACACUUCAAAGUCACCAAGGGUGAGUUACUCCUCAACCCUGUUUCUAGCUCGUACCUAUUGAAAUAUAAAGAGAUCCUGUAUGUUGAUAUUUGUGUGAAAAAUGAAACAUCAUAAAAAUAAACGUUAUUGUUGUUGCAGAAAGUCAUGAUUGGCUUGGCUGCUGGGGUCACCAUAUGAAGUCCCCUGGGUUCAAGGCCAUCAGGGAAUACCAGAAGGUGAGAGGAGACAGGACUGGACAAAAGCAAGCCUGGUCCCAGAUCUGUUUGUGCCAUCUUGACAACGAAUAUGGUUAUUGUCAUGCCAUAGGAGUUGGCAAGAUAGCACAAACACUGUAAUGAGUGAGCCUCUCACUCUCUUCCCCCCCCCCUCAUGGGCCCCUCGCAAUUGUAUAACAUUUAAAAAUCCAAUUAAAGAGGUCUCAGCGAUCAAUAUUGAACUCAAAGCACACUGUUUUACAAAUAAAGAUAUCUCAUAGGGGCUUUAAAAUACGGCGCGCACGAAAUUGCGCAUUGUAUAGCUUCCCCAGGUAGUGAAUUAGCACCAAUUUGAAUUAGGUCUAAAUCAGGGUUUAUGUUAGCCGGUUAUAUCAGUCUAGUGUAUAUAUAAAUAAUUGAAUUAAUCUCAAUUGUACAAAAAAAUACAAAAGAAAUAGCCUAAUUUGUCAGUCAAGAAUUCAUGACAAUCACUGGAUUAGCUUGCAUGUCAAAAUAUCUUGGUAUUCUGCAUUCCUGCUUGGACCUGUUAGAUGUAACAUCUUGUUUAUUGAAUACCAUCUCGGUAGUCUUACACUUCUUGGUAAAGCAGUGUGAAUUACUUUAGACGACUCAAAUGUAUUCUAUUGUGUGACGCUGCUAAAAAUAAAAUAAAAAAUUCGGUGCCACCAACUGAAGAAGUUAGUGACACCGGGGGAAACGUUAGUCUGGAGCCCUGUACCAGCCAAACAAGAAUAAUGCUAUUGAUUUUUAUUAUUAUUGAUUCAAUCUAUUAAUAUUUUUGUUUCAAUUUAGCUGUGAUUUGCCUGACUGUUGUGCGCUCUCGCUCUCUCUCCAAAUUCAAUUUAAGGGUUUUAUUGGCAUGGGAAACGUGUGUUAACAUUGGCUUUAUUGGCAUGGGAAACGUAUGUUAACAUUGGCUUUAUUGGCAUGGGAAACGUGUGUUAACAUUGGCUUUAUUGGCAUGGGAAACGUGUGUUAACAUUGGCUUUAUUGGCAUGGGAAACGUGUGUUAACAUUGGCUUUAUUGGCAUUGGAAACGUGUGUUAACAUUGGCUUUAUUGGCAUGGGAAACGUGUGUUAACAUUGGCUUUAUUGGCAUUGGAAACGUGUGUUAACAUUGGCUUUAUUGGCAUGGGAAACGUGUGUUAACAUUGGCUUUAAUGGCAUGGGAAACAUGUGUUAACAUUGGCUUUAUUGGCAUGGGAAACGUGUGUUAACAUUGCCAAAGCAAGUGAAGUAGAUAGUAAAUUAAAAGUGAAAUAAACAAAAAAUGUACAGUAAACAUUACACUCAGAAGUUCAGAAGGAAUAGACAUUUUAAAUGUCAUUAUGUCUCUAUACAGUGUUGUAACGAUGUGCAAAUAGUUAAAGUAAAUAAGGGAAAAUCUACAUAAAUAUGAGUUGUAUUUAAAUGGUGUUUGUUCUUCACUGGUUGCCCUUUUCUUGUGGCAACAGGUCACAAAUCUUGCAGCUGUGAUGGCACACUGUGGUUUUUCACCCAGUAGAUAAGGGAGUUUAUCAAAAUUGGGUUUGUUUUCGAAUUCUUUGUGGAUCGCUGUAAUCUGAGGGAAAUAUGUGUCUCUAAUAUGGUCAUACAUUUGGCAGGAGGUUAGGGAAGUGCAGCUCAGUUUCCUCCUCAUUUUGUGGGCAGUGUGCACAUAGCCUGUCUUCUCUUGAGAGCCAGGUCUGCCUACGGCGGCCUUUCUCAAUAGCAAGGCUAUGCUCAAUGAGUCUGUACAUAGUCAAAGCUUUCCUUAAGUUUGGGUCAGUCACAGUGGUCAGGUAUUCUGCCACUGUGUACUCUGUUUAGGGCCAAAUAGCAUUCUAGUUUGUGCUGUUAAUUCUCUCUCUCUGUUUUUUCCUGUCUCUUUUCAGUUGAACCACUUCCCCGGCUCGUUUCAGAUCGGUCGUAAGGACCGUCUGUGGAGGAACCUGUCGAAGAUGCAGGCUCAGUUUGGUAAGAGGGAGUUCAGCUUCUUCCCCCGCUCCUUCGUUCUCCCUCAGGACAUCAAGCUGCUGAGGAAGGCCUGGGAGGACCGUGGUAGCAGGCAGAAAUGGAUCAUCAAACCGGUAGGUGGUUAGUAGACUGCGUCUGAAAUGGCCAAAAGUCCACUAUAUAUAGGGAAUAGGUUACCAUCUGGGACAUAGCCUUGGUGUUUCUUCUGAAGUGGAUGUAUUGGGAUGUGUAUUAGUACUGUAUGUAUAGUGAGACGAGCUCUAGUCUUGAUCAAUGUAAUAUAAUUCCCUCUUGGUAUAUUUCCUCCUCUCUCUCUCUCUCUCUCCUGUAGCCUGCGUCUGCUCGGGGUAUUGGGAUCCAGGUUAUUCACAAGUGGAGUCAGAUGCCGCGCAAGAGACCACUGCUGGUGCAGAAGUACGUAAACUGCCUUGGAAUGACAGACCCUUCUCCUAGUGGUGUGAAUGGGAUUGUAGCCUGGUCCCAUAUCGGUUUGUGCUGUCUUGCCAGCUUCUGACCAUUUGGGACCAGGCUAGUGUGAUUUGACCAGUAAACUGGACUGGAUUAUGAUAACAACAUGCUAUUGUCUCAAGGUCUUUUCUGAACGUUGUUUUGUGUUAUCUCUCAGGUAUCUUCACAAGCCCUACCUCAUCAGUGGGAAUAAGUUUGACCUGCGUAUCUAUGUGUACGUGUCAUCUUACGACCCGCUCCGUGUUUACGUCUUCCAAGAUGGACUUGUCCGCUUCGCCAGCGUCAGGUACGUCACCUGAUCAUCAUCAUCAUCAUCUCCAUCUUUUGAUAAUGUUUGGUUACACUUUAGUUGAAGCCAGAAGAUAUGAUGCUUUAUAACAGUGAUUGGGUUGUUUUGUGUAGAUAUUCCUCUUCCAUGAAAAGCCUUAGCAACAAGUUCAUGCACCUGACAAACUACAGCGUGAACAAGAAGAACUCCGAGUAUCAGAGCAACGACAGUGACAAGGCCUGCCAGGGGCACAAGUGGUGAGCGAGGACGGGAUGGGCUUAUGUUAGCAGAUAACAAGGCUUUUUCAUUGGACAGAUGGACUAAUGUGUGUGUGUCCCCGUGUUUGUGUGUGUGUCCCCGUGUUUGUGUGUGUGUCCCCGUGUUUGUGUGUGUGGGACCCCGUGUUUGUGUGUGUGUCCCCGUGUGUGUGUGUGUGUGUGUGCGUGUGUGUGUGUGUGUGUGUGUGUGUGUGUGUGUGUGUGUGUCCCCGUGUGUGUGUGUGUGUGUGUGUGUGUGUCCCCGUGUGUGUGUGUGUGUGUGUCCCCGUGUGUGUGUGUGUCCCUGUGUGUGUGUGUGUGUGUGUGUGUCCGUGUGUGUGUGUGUGUGUGUGUGUAUCUGUCCUGUGUGUGUGUGUGUGUGUGUGUCCCCGUGUGUGUCCCCGUGUGUGUGUGUGUGUGUGUCCCCGUGUGUGUGUGUGUGUCUGUGUGUGUCAGGGCUCUGAAGGCAUUGUGGCAGUACCUAGGUUCCAGGGGGGUCAACACUACGCUGAUCUGGGAGAAGAUCAAGGACAUCGUCAUGAAGACCAUCAUUGCGUAGGUCACAGAAUGAAAUACUACACUUCCAGCGCCUUCUGAAAGUAUUCAUCCACCUUGACUUGUUCCACAUUGUAGUGUUACAGCCUGAAUUCAAAAUGGAUUACAUAUUUAUUUCCUCACCCAUCUUUUAUUUUAUUUAACCUUUUAUUUAACCUUUUAUUUAACUAGGCAAGUCAGUUAAGAACAUACUUAUUUACAAUGACGGCCUACACCGGCCAAUCCCGGACGACACACAAUGCCCCAUAAUGACAGUGAAAACAUGUUUUUAGACAUUUUUGCUAAUUUAUUGAAAAUUAAAUACAGAAAUAUUACAUUAAAUAAGUAUUCACACCCCUAAGGCAAUACAUGUUAGAAUCACCUUUGGCAGUGAUUACAGGUGUAUCUUUCGGGGUAAAUUUCUAAGAGCUUUGCACACCUGGAUUGUACAAUAUUUUAACAUCUUUAAACAAUUCUUCAAGCUCUCUCAAGUUGGUUGUUGAUCAUUGCUAGACAGCCAUUUUCAUGUCUUGCCAUAGAUCUUCAAGCCAAUUUAAGUCAAAACUGUAACUAGGCCACUCGGCAACAUUUAAUAUCUUCUUGGUAAGCAACUCCAGUGUAGAUUUGUCCAUGCGUUUUAAUUUAUUGUCCUGCUGAAAGGUGAAUUUGUCUCCGUGUCUGGUGGAAAGCAGACUGAACCAGGUUUUCCUCUAGGAUUUUGCCUGUGCUUAGCUGUAUUCCAUUUAUUCUUGUCAGUGGCAAGGACUAGGGAGUUUUUGGGGAUAAGCAUCCCCAUAACAUGAUGCAGCCACCACCAUGCUUGAAAAUAUAAAGAGUGGUACUCAGUGAUGUGUUGUGUUGGAUUUGCCCCAAACAUAACGCUUUGUAUUCAGGACAUUAAGUUCAUUUAUUUGCUACAUUUAUUGCUGUUUUUACGUUAGUGCCUUAUUGCAAACAGGAUGCAUGUUUUGUAAUAUUUUUAUUCUGUACAGGCUUCCUUCUUUUCACUCUGUCAUUUAGGUUAUUAUUGUGGAGUAACUACAAUGUUGUUGAUCCAUCCUCAGUUUUCUCCUAUCACAGCCAUUAAACUCUGUAACUGUUUUAAAGUCACCAUUGGCCUCAUGGUGAUAUCCCUGAGCGGUUUCCUUCCUCUCCGGCAACUGAGUUAGGAAGGGCGCCUGUGUCUUUGUAGUGACUGGGUGUAUUGAUACACCAUCCAAAGUGUAAUUAUACCAUGCUCAAAGGGAUAUUCAAUGUCUGUUUUCUUUUUUUUUUUUACCAAUAGGUGCCCUUCUUUGCAAGGCAUUUGAAAACUUCCCUGGUCUUUGUGGUUGAAUCUGUGUUUGAAAUUCACUGCUCGACUGAGGGACCUUACAGAUAAUUGUAUGUGUGGGGUACAGAGAUGAGGUAGUCAUUCAAAAAUCAUAUUCAACACUAUUAUUGCACACAGAGUGAGUCCAUGCAACUUAUUAUGUGACUUGUUAAGCACAUUUUUACUCCUGAACUUAUUUAGGAUUGCCUGAACGGGGUUCAAUACUUAUUUACUCAAGACAUUUCAGCUUUUUAUUUUUAUUUUUUAAGUCUAAAAACAUAAUUCCACUUCGACAUUAUGGGGUAUUGUGUGUAGGCCAGUGACACAAAAUCUCAAUUUAAUCCAUUUGAAAUUCAAGCUGUAACACAACAAAAUGUGGAAAAAGUAAAGGGGUAUGAAUACUUUCUUAAGGUACUGUAUAAGGUCCCGCAGUUGACAGAGCAGAAACUAUACCAAGGAACUGUCCGUAGAUCGCGUGAUGAGGCAUAUAUCUGGGGAAGGGUAUGGAACAAUUUUUUUUGUGUAUUGAAAAACUUUCCAAGAACACAGUGGUUUCCAUCAUUGGGAAAUGGAAAAGAUAUGAACUACCCAGACUCUGCCUAGAGCUGGCCGUCCGACCAAACUGAUCAACCGGGAAAGAAGGACCUUGGUCAGGGAGGUGACCAAAGAACCCAAUGACCACUCUGACAGAACUACAGAGUUCCUUGGCUGAGAUGGGAGAACCUGCCAGAAGGACAGCAGUCUCUACAGCACUUCACCAAUCUGGGCUUUAUGGGAGAGAGGCCAGACGGAAGCCACUCCUGAGAAAAAGGCACAUGACAGCACGCCUGGAGUUUGCAAAAAGGCACCUGAUAGACUUGAGCAUAAGGCAAAAGAUUCUGUGGUCUGAUGAGACAAAAAUGUAACUCUUGGCCUGGAGUAAAGCAGGCACCGCUCAUCAUCCGUCUAACACCAUCGUGAAGUGUGGUGGCAGCAUCAUGCUAUGGGGAUGCUUUUCAGCAGCAGGGACUGGUAGACUGGUCAGGAUAGAGGGAACAAUGAAUGGAGCCAAAUACAGGCAAAUCCUUGAUGAGAACCUGCUUCAGAGUGCAAACAACCAAAGACUUACAUUCCAACAGGACAAUGACCCCAAGCCUACACCCAAAGCAAUGCUGGAAUGGCUUCAGUACUAGAAUGUGAAAGUCCUUGAGUGGCCCAGCCAAAGCCCAGACUUGAAUCCCAUUUGAAAAUGUGUGACUUGAAGAUUGCUGUUCCCCGCUUGGCCCCAUUUAAAUUAACAGAGCUUGACAAAAUCUUCAAGGAGGAAUGGCAGAAAAUCCCCAAAUCCAGAUGUGCAAAGCUGAUACAGACCUACCCAAGACGACUCAAAGCUGUAAUCCGCGCCAAAAGCGCUUCUACAAAGUACAUACUCAGCGGUGUGAAUACUUACACUUCCGGUCAAAAGUUUUAGAACACCUACUCAUUCAAGGGUUUUCUUUAUUUUGACUAUUGUCUACAUUGUAGAAUAAUAGUGAAGACCUCAACUAUGAAAUAACACACAUGGAAUCAUGUAUUAACCAAAAAAGUGUUAAACAAAUCAAAAAUAUAUUUGAGAUUCUUCAAAGUAGCCACCCUUUGCCUUGAUGACUGCUUUGCACACUCUUGGCAUUCUCUCAACCAGCUUCACCUGGAAUGCUUUUCCAACAGUCUUGAAGGAGUUCCCACAUAUGCUGAGCACUUAUUGGCUUCUUUUCCUUCACUCUGCGGUCCAACUCAUCCCAAACCAUCUCAAUUUGGUUGAGGUCGGGUGAUUGUGGAGGCCAGGUCAUCUGAUGCAGCACUCCAUCACUCUCCUUCUUGGUAAAAUAGCCCUUACACAGCCUGUUGAAAAACAAAUGAUAGUCCCGCUGCAGAAUGCUGUGGUAGCCAUGCUGGUUAAGUGUGCCUUGAAUUCUAAAUAAAUCACAGACAGUGUCACCAGCAAAGCACCAUAACACCUCCUCCUCCAUGCUUUACGGUGGGAAAGACCAAUGCGGAGAUCAUCCGUUCACCCACACUGCGUCUCAAAAAGACUUGGCGGUUGGAACCAAAAAUCUCAAAUUUGGACUCCAGACCAAAGGACACAUUUCCACCAGUCUAAUGUCCAUUGCUUGUGUUUCUUGGCUCAAGCAAGUCUCUUCUUCUUAUUGGUGUCCUUUUAGUAGUGGUUUCUUUGCAGCAAUUCGACCAUGAAGGCCUGAUUUCAUGCAGUCUCCUCUGAACAGUUGAUGUUGACAUGUGUCUGUUACUUGAACUCUGAAGCAUUUAUUUGGGCUGCAAUUUCUGAGGCUGGAAACUCUAAUGAACUUAUCCUCUGCAGCAGAGGUAACUCUGGGUCUUCCAUUCCUGUGGCGGUCCUCAUGAGAGCCAGUUUCAUCAUAGCGCUUGAUGGUUUUGCGACUGCACUUGAAGAAACUUUCAAAGUUCUUGAAAUGUUCCGUAUUGACUGACCUUCAUGUCUUAAAGUAAUGAUGGACUGUCGUUUCUCUUUGCUUAUUUGAGCUGUUGUUGCCAUAAUAUGGACUUGGUCUUUUACCAAAUAGGGCUAUCUUCUGUAUACCACCCCUACCUUGUCAAAACACAACUGAUUGGCUCAAACGCAUUAAGAAGGAAAUAAAUUCCACAAAUUACCUUUUUAAGAAGGCACACCUGUUAAUUGAAAUGCAUUCCAGGUGACUACCUCAUGAAGCUGGUUGAGAGAAUGCCAAGAUUGUGCAAAGCUGUCAAGGCAAAGUGUGGCUAUUUGAAGAAUCUCAAAUAUAAAAUAUAUUUUGAUGUGAUUAACACUUUUUUGGUUACUACAUGAUUCCAUAUGUGUUAUUUCAUAGUUUUGAUGUCUUCACUAUUAUUCUACAAUGUAGAAAAUAGUCAAAAUAAAGAAAAAAAACCUUGAAUGAGUAGGUGUUCUAAAACCUUUGACCAGUAGAUUAAAUUAAAUAUUUAUGUAUUUCAUUUUCAAUACAUUUGCUAAAUUGUUGUUUUUCUCAGCCAUUUUUAAUUCAGGCUGUAACACAACAAAAUGUGGAAUAAGUCAAGGGGUAUGAAUACUUUCUGAAAGCACUGUAUUAUAGUGUAUCUAAGUCCGAGUUAAAUACAACACUUAUUAUAUACAGAACAAAAAUAUUAACACAACAUGCAACAAUAUCAAAGGUUUUACUGAGUUACAGUUCAUAUGAGGAAAUCAGUCAAUUGAAAUAAAUUCAAUAGGCCCCUAAUCUAUGGAUUUCAGAUGACUGGGAAUACAGAUAUGCAUCUGUUGGUCACAAUGGGCCUCAGGAUCUAGUCACAGUAUUUCUGUGCAUUCAAAUUGCCACCGAUUUAAAAUGCAAUUGUGUUCGUUGUCCGUAGCUUAUGCCUGCCCGUACCAUAACCCCACUGCCACCAUGGGGCACUCCGUCAACAACGUUGACAUCAGCAAACCUCUCGCCCACACAACGCCAUACACGUGGUCUGCGGUUGUGAGGCUGGUUGGAUGUACUGCCAAAUUCUCUAAAAUGACGUUGGAGGCAGCUUAUGGUCGAGAAAUGAUUUUUUUUUAAAUUCUCUGGCAACAGCUCUGUUGGACAUUUCUGCAAUCAGCAUGCCAAUUGCACGCUCCCUCAACUUGAGACACCUGUGGCAUUGUGUUGUGUGACACAACUGCACAUUUUAGAGUGGCCUUUUAUUGUCCCCAGCACAAGGUGCACCUGUGUAAUAAUCAUGCUGUUUAAUCAGCUUCUUGAUAUGCCACACCUUUCAGGUGGAUGGAUUAUAUUGGCAAAGGAGAAAUGCCCACUGACAGGGAUGUGAACAAAUUUGUACACAACAUUUUGAGAGAAAUAAGCUUUUUGUGUGUAUGGGGAAAGUUCUGGGAUCUUUUUUAUUUCAGGUAAUAAAACAUGGGACUAACACUUGUUGCGUUUUUAUGUUUUUGUUCAGUGUAGUAUCUAUGGUCACAGAGUUAAAUACAACACUAAUUAUAGUAUCUAUGGCGUAAGUCUUUUAAUGAAGCUGUGGCAUUAUGUGUAUCCCAUUUUGAGUAAUGAAUUAUGUCUUGUUACCACAGUCUGCAGGUAUAAUGCUUUAGAACUUGUUAUAAGCAUGUAUGAGCAUUUUUUAAAAAUGUAUUAUAAUCUGUUUUUGUCUCUCUAUAUAUAUCAGGUCUGACACGUAUGUGAACACGCGUGUCAAGAUGCACCUGCGCUCCCCCUACAGCUGUCAUGAGCUGUUUGGCUUUGACGUCAUGCUGGAUGAGAACCUCAAGCCUUGGGUGCUGGAGGUCAAUAUAUCUCCAAGGUAACAGACGGAUCAUUCUAGCUGAUAAAAUACACUUGGGGAAAAUGCCCCUCAGACUAUGGAUUUUCUAUUCAGCUUUAGUUUUAUUACAACACCUUACCCUGUGCAUUGUGUGAGCAGUGUUCUGCCUCGUAUCAGUCUCGCUGAUUGUGGCUUACUGACCCUCUGUGUAUUCCUGCAGUUUGCACUCUGUCCUUCUGUCACUCCUUCAUUCCCUCUCUCUCUAUCAGCCUCCACUCCAACACAGCUCUGGACGUCGCCAUUAAGGGUCAGAUGAUCAGAGAUGUGUUGAACCUGGCGGGUUUCGUUCUGCCUCGGAGAGAGGUGCGCAGCUCCGCCAGCAGGUCAGUCACUGUCAUUACACCACUGAUCACUGCCGGUCCCGAUUCCAUCCCUUUCCCUUUCCCUUGGCCCUAACCCAUCGAUCUUUGCAGAUCUGUAAGGUGGAAUCAAUAUGGCUCCGUCACUACACUGCUUAUACCUUUCUAGAUCCUUCCGAUCUGUAAACAUUGAAGUGGAAGGGGGUAGGGAGUAAUUAGGAAUUUCUACUGGACUCACUCAACAGCCCAUAAGACAAUAGUGGUGUUCAUCAAUAUCUUAUUGUUUUUGCUUUGUGGAUUGGUGUAAUGACUUAGUUUGUGUUCUGUUGUGUGUUUUUCAGUGGAGGAACCUGGGAGAGAACCAGACCAGAUAUUUCUACUGAUGAAAAAGUCAAACGGGCCUUCUACCUGAGCCAGUGCUUCGCAGACCAGGUACGUUCAUGCAGCCCUGUCAGAUGCUCCACGCAACUACUGGGAACUUUCCCAGACUUCAAGUCGUAAAGUCCGACGUGUGUUCAAGUCCAGGUCUUCCUGUGGUCUUCUACCGAUCGGGUUGGUUAAGCGUCCAGAACUCCAAGCUAGCUAGCUAGCUAGCUAGUUACCUUGGAGGUUUCUCAGACGAUCGAUGCUGUAACUUGUCAGUCUGAGCUUAUAUUAAUAUAGGGGAAACACUGAAAUCCAGCUAUGUAUAAAAUCCCACUGAACCCUCUGGUUCCUCAAGACCCACUGAACCCCCUGGUUCCUCAAGACCCACUGAACCCCCUGGUUCCUCAAGACCCACUGAACCCCCUGGUUCCUCAAGACCCACUGAACCCCCUGGUUCCUCAAGACCCACUGAACCCCCUGGUUCCUCAAGACCCACUGAACCCCCUGGUUCCUCAAGACCCACUGAACCCCCUGGUUCCUCAAGACCCACUGAACCCCCUGGUUCCUCAAGACCCACUGAACCCCCUGGUUCCUCAAGACCCACUGAACCCCCUGGUUCCUCAAGACCCACUGAACCCCCUGGUUCCUCAAGACCCACUGAACCCUCUGGUUCCUUUCUCUCUGUAGGACUCCUCCUCCAUCCUGGACGUUAUGACUCCAGAGGACGUGCGUGUCCUGGCUGAGACGGAGGACGAGCUGAGCAGGAAGGGAGAGUUUGAACGGGUGUUCCCCUCCCACUGCUCCUCACGAUACCUACGCUUCUUCGAACACCCGCGCUACCUCAACAUCCUGCUCAACCAGUGGGAGACCAAGUAUGGACAGAACAAGAGUGAAGGUAGGUUGGUCUGUCUGUCUGGAUACGUCUCAACUGGGCACCCUUUUCACUUUUAUAGUGCACUUCUUUUGACCAGGACCAAUGGGCAAUGAACUAUAGAGGGAAUGGGGGUGCCAGUUGGAACAUCCACCCUGUGUGUACGGUUGGUUGUGUGGCUGAAUGCUCAGUCAUUACCCUUCCAUCUGUAACCACUAGGUCCACCAACAGCUACUGUUGUUUCCUUAUGUCUUGUUCCUAGGAGUCGGUGUGCUCAGGGCUUUCUGUCAGAAAGGAGUCCAUCUGGGUACGGAGGACCCUGCACAUAUAGUGAGUAUUGGCUCUCUGUGAAUUGCUGUUCAUUUAAAGAAACGCUCGUUUUUAAUAUAUAUCUGGAGGUACUCUGCUGUGUUUGUAAACUAUUGACAAGUUGUUUUUCUCUGUUUUUUUUUUAAAUCUAGUGGUCCAAGUCGACCUACGUUCCCAAGUUUGAUUACCCCACCAGGCAGGAGCCAAUCAGAUCGAGGUAGGUGGAGACGCACGCCCUCUCCUUGUCGAGUUCAUCAUAGACCCUCUUUAGGCAGCCUUUUUUUACCAGAUCACAAUAUUUUCAAAGGAACUAACUCUGUUAACACACAGUGACGCGAGGAAUUUCUCUCCAUUCUCUCUCCUAAAUAAGUCGCUGUUCCAGUGUGGUGGUGGGCCACAGAACCAGGUCCCAGCCAGACCCGGAAGAGUACUGUUUCAACGGGGAGGUGCAGAAUGUCACCACCUCCCUCCCAGACAUCGGCGUCCUGGGCUCCCCCAGCCCCUCUCCCUCCCUUAGGGGUUAGGGGGUUAGCCUGUCUCACUGGAGCUAGGAUACCGUAACACUGUUGAUUAGACACCUUGGGCUUCCAAAAGAACCACACAAACAUCACACACAUUCACAGUUUGGGAAGGAGAUGUGUAUAGUGUGUGUGUGUGUGUGUGUGUGUGUGUGUGUGGGUUUAUCAACCAUUGCUGGGUGCUCAAGGCUCUCCCCUAA